AUGUCCCUCGACCCUGGAGGAACUGUUGUUUUGUGUGUUAGCUGUACCUUCGGUCACGGUGAAUUGUUAGCAUUCGAGGAUGAUUAUCUCCAAACCAAGGUGCACUACAGACACACUUGCGAUGCUAACAUGGUGCCGGGUGACGGUAAGCUUUUAACGGUAGCGUCGCUACCAUCACCACCACCACCACCAGCUCCGACGGCGACGAUAACCACCGGAACGAGGAGUCUGCUGGCAGAGAGGCUGUUGCUCGCGCAGUCUCCUCGGCGCGUAGGCUCCCAAUACACCGACACUGCUCCUCUGACCCUUCAAGGCGCGCAGUCGAAGCAGAGGAUCAAAGAUGUCGGAGACGGAAGGUGAGGUCUUUACGAGACGGCGUCACGAUGUUCUUUGAAUAUCUCUGGCCUACGAAUAUUCGUCUAUCGUAGAUACGUAGAUAACGAACGAGCGACGAAACACUCAGGGAAAAUAAAAAUAUAUUCGAGCAGUAGCAGAGAGCAAUGAUUUCCACAGCAUCAUCGAGGGAGAGAGCGGAAGAUCCAGCUCGGUGGACUACUUAGACA
Messenger RNA from Megachile rotundata (alfalfa leafcutting bee), 563 nucleotides. RefSeq lists its product as uncharacterized. Lineage: Eukaryota; Metazoa; Arthropoda; Insecta; Hymenoptera; Megachilidae. The record is from RefSeq and is a predicted model, not a curated record.